AUGUCUUUAUUUUUUGAGAACAAGAAAAAUCUCGCCAAGAAAAAAUUGUAUCCAGGAAGGGAUUUGAUGUAAUGAAGACUUAGAACUCCUGAAAAUUUCAAAAUCUUUUCUAUAUCUAAAGGGAAUUCAGUUGAAUAUCCAAAUCACCGAAGAAUACAGUCAAUGAUGAAUCCUAAAUUUAAUCAAGACAUUAUACAAUCAAGGUUAUUUUGCAAAUACAGAAGCACAAAAAGCGAUGCUGAUCAAAAGCCUCGAUAUUCGAGGCCUUCGACACCAAACAAAAUUCCUUAUGAAUUGAUAAGUUUAAAUAAUAAACUAAUUUCAAUUCCGUUCACAGUAGGAAGUUUAAGGCCUCGAAGCGUUAUGAAGGAGCGCCCAAAAACACCAGAUAAUAAUAGUUCUUUUCAAAUUGAAAAACCAACGGUACAAGCUAGACCAAGAAACAUAAUUUUAAAAUACACUCUUGAGUAA
Blepharisma stoltei is the source of this 471-nucleotide messenger RNA. The record is from the annotation of a GenBank genome assembly. Lineage: Eukaryota; Ciliophora; Heterotrichea; Heterotrichida; Blepharismidae.